AGCCGGUCAUAUCAAACAAGAAAAUCGGAAGCGAAGAAAAGAGCGGUUAAAUCUGAGAAGACAAACCUCUGUGAUAAACCCUAGUCUCACGGCGAAUCUAAUGAGACGAUUUCUGCAGAGGUUUCCCAAUUUAGCUGCUCGAAAUUUCCUUCACUCACCGACAAUUUUCCGCCAUUCGAACACCAGCCCGUGUGUUGUUCCUCCCCUAAACCGAGUUACUUCCCGGUUCGUCUUCUUCUCUUCCGAGCCCAACUCGGCGCAUGGUUCGAAAAGCGACGAGGUUCUUUCUAAAGAAGAGCUGAAAAAGAGAAUACAGAGCUUUUUGGAUGAUGGAGAUGAGGAUGCAUUGCCAGAUUUAUUUGAGGCAAUGAUGAAUAGGAAGUUAUCGGGGAAGCACGAUGAAAGUGAUGACGAAGUGAUGGAUGAGGUGCGCAAGUAUCCAAUUAACGAUGCUCAUAAGGUCGAUGACUCUGACUCAGAUACCGAGAGUGAUGAUCUGAGAGAUGGUGAUUCGUCUGAUUCAGAUGUCGAGAGUGAUGACCUGGGAGAUGGUGAUUCGUCUGAUUCAGAGGCCGAGAGUGAUGACCUGGGAGAUGCUGAUUCGUCUGAUUCAGAUGCCGAGAGUGAUGACCUAACAGAUUGUGAUUCGUCUGAUUCAGAUAUCGACAGUGAUGGCCGGAAAGAUGUUGACUUGUCUCGUCUUGAUAUCAAGAUUAAUAGCCUGAAAGCUGACCAUUCGUCUUAUUCUGACUCUAAAAGUGAUUAACUUGAUAAGUUUUCGAUUUGUAUUGUUAACUUGUAUAUAUUUUGGAGACAUGGGGAUGUUUUAGGACAGUUACUGUUUUGCGUCUGAUUUUAGCAAGUGAUUCCCUGCUUAAUUGUAUGUCUCAGACUUCUUUCU
Messenger RNA from Eutrema salsugineum, 901 nucleotides. RefSeq names its product clumping factor B. Lineage: Eukaryota; Viridiplantae; Streptophyta; Magnoliopsida; Brassicales; Brassicaceae. Bases 101 to 766 code for a protein of 221 amino acids. The transcript has 2 exons. The record is from RefSeq and is a predicted model, not a curated record.